Messenger RNA from Lycium barbarum (goji berry), 426 nucleotides. RefSeq lists its product as uncharacterized. Gene Ontology annotation, molecular function: RNA-DNA hybrid ribonuclease activity; nucleic acid binding. The coding region runs from base 1 to 426 and encodes 141 amino acids. The transcript has a single exon. The record is from RefSeq and is a predicted model, not a curated record. NCBI's taxonomy places the organism in Eukaryota, Viridiplantae, Streptophyta, Magnoliopsida, Solanales, Solanaceae.
AUGAUAUAUUGGGACAGACCUGAAGGAGAAACAUGGAAGCUCAACACUUAUGGGAGCACAAUGGAAGGAAGUAGAUCUUCUGGCAUUGGGGGAAUUGUUAGAAAGGGAAAUGGAAGAAUCGUCAUGGCUUUUGCUAAGCAUAUCCAGUUCUCCACUAACAACUCUUGUGAGCUUCAAGCAGCACUAUAUGGACUCCAAUGGUACAAUGAACAACAGCAGCAGCUUCAUUUGAUACUGGAAAUGGAUUCACUAGUAAUAGUAAAUAUGCUCAAGGGACAGACAAAACCACCUUGGAGACUCAGGAAGACGAUAGAAGCAGCCCAACGGAUCGUUCAUCAUAGGCAAAUUGAAGUCAAACACUGCUUUAGAAAAGCAAAUGCUAUAGCAAAUUCUAGGGCAAAAAAAGGCUGCUACGGACACUAUUGA